This is a messenger RNA of Hyaloscypha bicolor E, 527 nucleotides long. RefSeq lists its product as uncharacterized. Bases 55 to 339 code for a protein of 94 amino acids. Lineage: Eukaryota; Fungi; Ascomycota; Leotiomycetes; Helotiales; Hyaloscyphaceae. The transcript has a single exon. The record is from RefSeq and is a predicted model, not a curated record.
UGGGCCAUUGAUAAGUAAAUUCUUGACCCGCUGAAUAUUCGAUAGCUCUUCGUCAUGUUCAGUCUGAUCCCCAGAACCAUCACUACCUUGCACGACUCUGAGUCCAGAAAAAUGUUGGAGAUACGUUAUAACCGCCUCGUCCUUGUUAGAUUUCGCGGAUGUCCUUCCAUCAUUCUGAUAGGCAUAUGCUCUAUGUUUGGAACGCAAGGCUGCAGGCAAGGCGGACCGAAGUUCUGGUUGCAUCAAGUAAUAAUCACGUUCUUGAAUAUCCAUUACCUUGAACGUGGUAGGUUUGCGUAUUCCGCUGUUCAAACUGUUGAGUACCCAAGCCCUCUAUGAUGUAAGUGUGAAAAUUUUAAAUGACCUGUUAAGACCGAGUAGUUAAUUUGCGCAAGAAUCACUCGUGAGAGUGAUAGGUUAGAGAGGUAACACGAUGCAUUCGCGCAUGUUAACCGGAGCUUUGUACAAGUAUGAAGUCUCACUUGAGGACUCGAGCAGGAUGCAGUGACUCCUAACUGCCAUCUCCC